Trichomonas vaginalis G3 is the source of this 219-nucleotide messenger RNA. Its product is annotated as protein of unknown function, DUF4106 family. The coding region runs from base 1 to 219 and encodes 72 amino acids. The record is from RefSeq and is a predicted model, not a curated record. Lineage: Eukaryota; Parabasalia; Trichomonadida; Trichomonadidae. The transcript has a single exon.
AUGGACACAGACACAGGCAUGCACCAAAACCAACACAACAACCAACACAACAACCAACAGUUCAAAACACUGCACCACAACCAACAGUUCAAAAUCCAGCACCACAACCAACAGUUCAAAAUCCAGCACCACAACCAACAGUUCAAAAUCCAGCACCACAACCACAAACAGAGCAAGGACAUAAAAGAAGUAGAGAACAAGGAAACCAAGAAUUCUUAA